CAGAGAUUCUUAUAGUGACACAGCAACUACUUGUCUUGUGUUUUAUUUAAACAUUAAUAUCUCCCCUCAUCAGGAUGUCUUUACUUUUAUGCAGUUCAAAGCUACCCACCUUGCAAAGAAUACUCACUCAGUGCUAUCCAGAGUCUUUAAAGGUGUGUGGCGCUUUGCAUAAUAUAAUAAAUGGAAACCCAUUCAAGCUGCAGGUUUUGGUGGAUCAGUGGCCAAACAUCACCUCUGUUGUUUGCCGCCCUCGACUGGAGGACAUGAUGGAUCCCACAGACCAAUACACCAACACAUAUUUUCUGUUUAGCAAAGAUCAACAAAGUCUGAGUGAAAUGCUGCAAGACCCACAGACUAUAAACUGGAGCCACCAAUUUCAGAUACAGGGGUGCCAGUCGGACCUGGGAGAAGUGCUUCAUGAAGCAAGUGCCAAGCAUAAGAACAGCAUAACGACCACCAACUACCUGUUGUAUAUGAAAGAGAGCAUCCAAAGCCAUGAGGAAACUGACCAGCUUUCCAAGCUGAGACAAAAUAAAUUGCAGAUUUCUUCCUUGUCAUUCAAUGAAGCAUCCGUCGUUAAUGCAAACUGGAAGUAUGGAGGUAACAAGCAUAGUCUGCAUUAUGUGCAGCGCUGUAUACAAAAUGUACCAACAGUCUGUGCCCGAGAAAAGGAUGGUGGUCUGCCUGUCUCAUGGACAUUGUGUGAUCCGACUUCAGCAUUCGGCAUGGGGUAUACACUCCCUGCCUACAGAAACCGUGGAAUAAUCUUCCCAAUUAUAGUUGCAAUGGCUACUAUAAAUUAUAAGAGGGGUACACCAAUCUUCUGUGAGAUAUCCCCUGAAAACAAAAUAAGCCAUAAAGCUCUUUUAAGGACAGGGUUCAAACAACAGAGUAUAUCAUGCAUGUGGGAAUUCAGUCCCUUUAAGGCAAAACAGCGUGGGCUGCUUGCUGCCUAGAUUUAAAGAGCCAGCCUCUGAUUGUUAAAACUCCCACCUCGAAGGCACAGGUGUGGGAGUCCCUAUAUAAGGCUGCUCAGUACAUCACUCUGUACUGAGUUAUUGCCUAAGAAGGUCCUCUGUUAACUGGUUCCUGCUCUUUAUCUGAGGGUCCCUACUUCAAAAGUGCUUAUUCUACUGCUGAGACCAAAGACCUCUGCUAUGAUACUUGUGUAUGCUUAACCUACUGCUAAGACCAAUGACCUCUGCUGUGAUACUUGGGUAUGCUUAUCCUAUUGCUGAGACCAAAGACCUCUGCUGUGAUACUUGUGUAUGCUUAUCCUACUGCUAAGACCAAUGACCUCUGCUGUGAUACUUGGGUAUGCUUAUCCUAUUGCUGAGACCAAAGACCUCUGCUGUGAUACUUGUGUAUGCUUAUCCUACUGCUGGGACCAAUGACCUCUGCUGUGAUACUUGGGUAUUCUUAUCCUACUGCUAAGACCAAUGACCUCUGCUGUGAUACUUGAGUAUGCUUAUCAUAUUGCUGAGAUCAAAGACCUCUGCUGUGACACUUUCAUAUGUUUAUCCUACUGCUGAGACCAAAGACCUCUGCUGUUAUACUAGGGUAUGCUUAUCUUUUUCUGCUUAGAUCAAAAGGCCUCUGCUGUGAAACCUAUGUAUGCUUUCUUGUUGUUGGUCAUUUCCCCCCCCAGCAUUAUAUUAAGUUUUUAUUGAUGGAAAUUGUUAUUUUAACAGAACUUAGUUGCAAAAAGAUGUAUAAUAUUAACAUAAUAUUAGAUACAUAUGAGAUGAAAUGCUGAAUAUUUCAAUACUAAGAAUUUUACCCUUUUAUUGUUUGUUCACUAACUGUAUUAUCUAUUGUUUCUGUUUCUAAUCUUUCUUGCAUAAAUUAUUAGAUUUGCUCUGA
Molecule: messenger RNA, 1863 nt
Organism: Bombina bombina (fire-bellied toad)
Lineage: Eukaryota; Metazoa; Chordata; Amphibia; Anura; Bombinatoridae
Product: glycine N-acyltransferase-like
Exons: 6
Coding region: 75-956 (293 amino acids)
Cellular component (GO): mitochondrion
Molecular function (GO): glycine N-acyltransferase activity
Source: RefSeq, a predicted model, not a curated record